Toxoplasma gondii ME49 is the source of this 23679-nucleotide messenger RNA. RefSeq lists its product as hypothetical. The transcript is spliced from 19 exons. The record is from RefSeq and is a predicted model, not a curated record. Gene Ontology annotation, molecular function: peroxidase activity. NCBI's taxonomy places the organism in Eukaryota, Apicomplexa, Conoidasida, Eucoccidiorida, Sarcocystidae. Bases 1 to 23679 code for a protein of 7892 amino acids.
AUGGACUGGGGCGCAGGUCGCGACGCUGCCCCCGUCGCUGACGUGACACAGGGAAACACAACGGGGUGCAGAGACCUGGAAGCAGAGCCCGAGGCCGUCCACUCAAAUGGAUACAGAAGAAGCGAACGAGAGGUAGACAACAAACAGACUGAAGUUACCGAAGAGCAGCAACCGGAAGCCGAGCUCCGGGACAGGGGAGUUUUAGACCACCACGAUGUUGAAAUUACCAAACACCACGAAUCUUGCGACCGAAGGGAGGUUUUCGAUGUCGACAACGGACACAUGCGAAAAUUCCCGACAGACCUACAGCGCGACGUGACGACAGAGGCAUGGAACAGCAGGGUCGACGAAAAAACUUCAGACGCAUGCAGGACCGGAGGGGAGGUUGACAAAUAUGAAGAAAGGGGAGAAGCUGCCGAGGUGACCGGAGACGACCACGGCGCCCCAGUCGGAGGCGAAUAUCCAGAUGACGUCGGACAGCUCGUCAUGGAAACGAAAGAGACAGCGGAGGUUGAUGAGGAAGGAUGUCGUGAACGAGAUCUGGGGGACUUGAUAGAGACUCCUGGCCCGAGAGUCAUGUCUCCGACGGCAUCGGGUGGGCAGCUGCCCAAGGGCGUGUCUCGGCUGCCAUCGAUGUUUUUUGAGGCGCACAGAAGACGAGAGAGUGAGGAUACGUGCUGUCCGGCCGUUUCCGAGGAAGCGGUUGACUUUUCCCAGUUCAAGGAAAAGGUCGCAAAUCCGACCUGCUCAGGACUGUUGUUCGAAAAUGUUUCUUCAGAUGCACCUGACUCGCCUCCGCCACCGACGUCUGCCUUCUGUUCUGUUCACCCUGCUUCUGCGUCUUUUCCACCUGCCCCUGGUUUCUCUUCUUGUUUCCCUUCGGUCCCCAUUGCUUCCUUUUCCGUCUCGCCCGUCCCGCCACUGGCCUUCCUCAAACCGGCACCUCCCUCGGCUUCUUUCGCGACUCCGUCAGUGUCGGAUCGACUCCACAGUAUUCCUCCUUCGUCUCCCCAGUGCGGCGGUUCUUCUCGCACUUGUUCUCCGCCCCUACCCUCGCCCGCGCUUCCUCCUCGAUCUCCUCCUCAAGUUUCUCCUCCGUCGAGUCCUUCUUCUCGAUCGUCAUCUCCUUCCAGUUCUGGGUGUUCCUCGCCUUCGCCGUGUUCUUCGCAGGGCUCUGUUCGGCCGCGGCGUCGAGAGUCGGGGCGGCGCUUGCGGUCGACGCACUCGGCCGACCGGAGCGGGACUCUGGCUCACGUGGAUCGCGCCCUCUGUCCGUUUCUGUCGGAGAACGAAGGAUCGCGGGUCACGACGGUUCUGCUGAAUUGUCUUUCGCUGUCGCAGUUCGAACUCGCGCGGGCGAUCUUGCACCAGCUGGUGGCCUCAAACCCGGUCCACGCGGUUGCUCUCACCGCCUCGCUUGUGCUUCACGGGCCGCCGCCCUCGUGGCUCUGCUCCCCAAGCGUCCCAAGCAGCGCCCACCUCGCCUGGCUGUGCGCCCAUGAACUCGUCGCCAUCUGCGAGCGGCUGCGUCGGACGCCGGCGCCUCGGACUGCGUCACUCACCCGAGACAGGGUUACAGCGGGGACAACGGCCAGGCCUUGCGGGGGUGAUGGGGUCCGUCAGACUCCCCGAUGGGCCUCAGGGAGCACUCCGCCUUCUCGGGCGUGUGGGGGAGCUUUGGAGGGAGUCGUCCGGAGGGGGAAAUGGAACCUCGCGAGCGAGUCAAGAAAUGGGGUACUGGCGUACCCGAAAGCAGAUUUGGUCUCACCAGGUCAGAAGUCGCGAGUUGCGGCCGAGUUCCCCAUCUCGCUCCUCUCGAUUUUCCCCGUAUGGCUCGUCCGAAGACUCCACUUUGACCUCCUUCUGGUCCAAGCCCUCCUGGAGAGCGCGGCGCACGGCGUGCAAAUCGUCUCUGCCGAGGUGGCGACGGAGCUGCGCAUGCUGCACGCUGUGCUUCUCGGCGUUCCUCUCGACGGCGAGAGCGACCCGCAAGGCCAGGUGAAGAAGGAGCUCUACGCAGAAAACGGACCGGAACCGGCCCCGGUGGAAAGGCGCGAAGGGCGAGUUGUGGGGCGGCUUCUCGGCGCAGGGGACCGGGACGGCGCGGACACAGAGGCGAGAAGAGAAGGAGACCAAGGAGAUCCGAGUCUGCCUGGUUCGGCUCCACUGCCAGGAAGUGAACCACGAGACCCGGGCAGGGCCAAGUACCCCAUGGGCGGGCUCCGGGCACCAAGUGCCGGGGUGACACGACGCCCCAGCACGCAAACCAGCUCGGCCGGUCAGGAGGCGUCAUCUGGAGCGCAUGCCAGUUCGACUCCGCCCUCGAGGCGGCCGUUUUCUUGUGAGUGUCCCGAAGCCGUUCACUUGCCAGCGUUGCUGCUUCUGCCUCUCCGGCGGAUCUUGCCCGCCUCGCUGUCGCGUCUCCCCGCCUGCGUGGUUUCGCGCAAAAGCCGCCUCGCCAGCUACUCCCAGGGCGUUCCGAUUCUCUCCCUUGAAGCCGUGAAGCAGCUAACUGCUCUCCUCAGGUCGCAGCCGGCGUCGGCCGCGGCGCUUUUUGCGGCAAUCGGGUACGCCCCAGCCUCAGGGUGGGGACUGGAGGUGAAGGAGGACCUGACGAGUCCCCAGAGACAGGGCGAAGGCGCAGAGGUCAUGAUGGCUUCCUCUCGCCAGUGCUCGACUUCGUCGGCUCAUUCUUCUGAGCCGGAGGCAGCCGGAACCGCCGCGGGCACCGUCGACGGCUCUCGGGAGCCAAUCGGAGAUCGACCCUUUGACAAGGAAUCACCUGACGUCUCGACCGCGUUUGUGUCGGCCUCAGGAGAAAAGCUGAUGAGGAAGGAGGAAGAACGCUUCUACACGCACCUCACCCGGAUAGCCGUGGCGAGUGUCCGGUGGGAGGAGCAAAAGGGUAGUGGCGCCGAGGGGUUUCGGGUCGACGUUUGUCACAUGCAGCGCCUGCUGCGAGGCCGCAUGUCCUCUCUCUCCGGGCAGGUGCCAGUCCUUUUGAAACCACUGUACAAUCCGCACGCGCUCUUCGGAAGCUUCGCCGACGUCCGUCUCUGGACCCCGGAUGCAUGCCCCGUCCUCGCCAUCGCCAGGUCUGCCUCCGCAGGCGCAGACACGGGGAGGCGUCGCCGUUCUCGCCCUUCCCAGGGAGAGCUAUGCUGGAGCGAGGAGACUAGUGAAGAUGAAUCCUGGGUGAUUGCGGAUAAGCCGGCGUCUCAACUGGCCUCUCCGCUUUGGAAGCCGAACACUGCCGAGGGCAGAAAAGAGGGAAGUCUUCCCGACCCUCGAGUUCCUGUCAGUCCUCGUAUCACAUUUUUCUUGGAUUUCGGAAAUGCAUCUUCAGGCGGGAUGCAGGCUUCGAGUCUCUUGCCUGGAGACGCACCUAAAACCCAGACAAUCGAUCUCCUCACCGCCGAAAUCCGCCUCCACGUGAUCAGAAGACUGCAUGCAGUGCACGUAGGUGUAGCCUCGGAGGCCCUUUUGCGUUGGCCGAGAAGGCGGGGCCGAGGCGCACGCGGCGGAUUCGGUCUGUGUCCAUUUCUACCUUUGCAGGUGCCUCACGCCUCCAGGUGGAGAAGCGGAGGUAGCGUCUUGACAGGCGACCCCUACUGCCACCUGGGCGCGCUUGACAUAUCCGCAGGCAUCCUGCCACUGCUCGCCUCCAUCGUGGGGCCCCAGCGCCAGCGUAGCUAUGCAGGGGCGCUCGCGAGGGCGCUGCUUGCCGUGCGCGAGGAAGCCCGAGGGUAUGGAGAGAGGUGGAGAGAGGGUGAGGGAGGCGACGAAAGUGAGAAAGAGAGGGAAGCCCCAGGACAGUCUGUCUCCGUCGCUCCUGCGGGGUUGUUGAGAGGCGAGAAGGUGAUGCAUGGGGCAGCCUUGUGUGAAGACAGUCCUCUCAUUGUCGACGUUGUCGACCAUCUUGGCCUGGUUCGCAACGAUCUCCUACACCAAAGCCUCCGAUCUCUCUUUCUUCUUAUCAGCCUGUUUGUCGCCCUCCACGACGACAGUGACAACGCCCCGCUUCUGCUUCCUUACCUUCGGCUCUUUCUCGCACAACUAGCUACGCUUCCGACCUCAUCCCCCGUCCGCUUAGUUGGUUCGCCGCAAGGCCCAACAAUGGGAGCGGCCUCAGGCGUGGCGGCGGCGGAUGGCGCACAGUCUGGCGCAUCCGAGUUUCCGUCUGCCUCGCCCGCUCAGGCCUCGCUUUCGGCGGGGUCAGCAACUUCCGUUUCGCCUUCUGUCACCCUUUCUUCAUGUCGAGGCUCGGGACAGGGACCCGUUCGCGGGAGGCUUCCCACGGCAGGGCCUUACGACGCGCACACCUUGGCUGCGGCGAGUUCCGACGAGAGCGGCACCUCCCCGUUUUUCUCGUCUUUUUUCAGCUCUUCUUGUCCGCAGUUUUCCUACGCCUCGACCUGUGACGCAAACGCACCUGUGGCGAACGACCCUCUUUUCAUCGAAGGAGGGUCGCUGAGCAAAUGCGUGUGGCUGGACCUCGAGGAGGCACGAGGAUGCAUAGAAGAGAUUUUCGAUGCGGCGAUGGUUCCGCUGCUCCGCGCUGCAGACGAAGAGCGACGUCUCCGAGAUUUCAGCUAUGCCUCUUCUCUUUCUCCUCGCGCUUCGACAGCCCCUGCCUCUGAAUUGCCUUCUGCCCUUCCUUCAGAGGCAACCACCAGCCUCGUCGGUUCGCCUCGCCAUGACGCAGAUGCUCCUCAUCCCUCGCAUGCCCUACACCCUGCACACGCGAUGCAUACAGGGCGUGCAAGCCAGAGCACCGGGGGCGACGAGGCUCGUUUUCAGUCGCGUUCUUCCAUGGCGUCCGCGUCUCUGGGUCUCCGGUCUCGAGCGUCUCAAAGCCAUCUUUACCUUUCGUAUGCGGUUCUUGGUCCAGGUGGGGAGGGGCGAGGCGUAUCUGGGGACGAGUGCUUGAGGGCAAGUAACUCGAGCAGGACCUUCAGGGGCCGGCGAGGCGGGCUGCAGGCGGCGGGGGAGACCACGAGGCCGCUCCUGUGCCUUUCGGGUGACGGGAGCCUCCCGGGAUCGCGCAUGCUCGGAGAGAGGAGCGACGACGGGACGGGCUCUGAGGACGCCACUCGGCAGAAGCAAGCGUCGGCAACAGCCUCGCGUUUCUUUUCCAAGUUUUUGAAUCAGUUGACAUCUUCCGGUGCGGGCCUCGUCCGAGAGCCUCAAGAGACGUCCUCGCCUUCGCUUCGCUGUGAGACCCAGCGCGUCGAAGGGCAAGAUCCAGACAGGGAAGAAGACCCACGGGUGCGGCAGUACGGCUUCACUCUGGGCGGGGGGGUAAGGACCGCCGAGAGGGGGCGACCUUGUCCGAGUCUCUCGGGCUCGAGUUUUGCCUCCGGCCGAACUGCGAGUCCGUCUUCCUUGCGGCUUUUCCGCCAGGAGAAACUGUACAUGCAUGCCGCGCUGAGGCCUCGGUCGUAUCGCAUGGCGCUUUCGCGGGGCGCAGAACGGAGCCAAGAUUUGCGGCAGACCUGGAGAGGGGGCAGGGAGGUUGAGGCUCGGCUUGCGCGCGAGAAGAGAGAAGAGAGUAGAAAGAAUGAUCGAGACGACGAUCCACAAGACGAUGCAGAGAGAGGCGCAUACGGUGCCAGGACAGUGGAAGGAGGAGUAGAUUCCAGAGGCAAACCUCCGGCGUUUCCAGUCAAAGUGGCGAACGGGGGAGAGAUGCUGGCUGGAGAGAGAAGUGGGAAUGACCGAGAAAUUCCGAGCUUUGUGGCUCUCCAAAGACCUCAUUCCGGAACGUUUGGUUUCGCGUCGAGUCGUACUCGCUUUGGGCGAUCCAGCCGGCCAGCAGCAGGGAGAGACGGGGCAUAUGACAGAGUUCGAAGCAGCGAGAGAGAUAGCGAGGAAGGCGACUCAUGGGAGAGGGGAGGAGAGACAGGACAGGUGAAGGCGCUUCACGGCCGGCAACAGGGAGCAGGAAACCAAACGAGAGAGUAUUUGUUGUCAAACCCCCGCCUCGGAGUGUACGGACAGUGUCCCUCGAGCGGUGUGCUCUCGCGCCUGCCGAUCUAUGAGGCGCUUCUCGCCCACGUUCCCGUGAUGAGUCCCCAGCCUCUGGUCUCGCCUCCACGUCUUACGCUCGAUCUUGCGCGACUGCUUUUUCACGACGCUAUGCCCUCCAGUUCGGAAACGCCUUCGGCUUCUGUCGAGCAUUCACGAGCGCCCUCCUCUCCCUCUCUCAUUGGAGAAAGUCUGUUGACCCUUCAGCUCUACGGGCACCUGGACGACCACUGGGUGCGGCUUAAGACGACCCAUUUGGCGUUGCCUCCAGCCUUCUAUUUGAUCACCUUCCCCUCUUCAUCUCCUUCCUUUUCCUCUGCGUCCCUGUCUUUUCCUCGUGCCUCGCCGCUCUUCCGCGAAGCCCAAAAGGACUAUUUUCGACAGCGACGGCGUACGUGCGGGCUGUCCAGCCCAGUCUCGUCGUCUUCGUCUCCUCCUGCUUCUGCUUUGGGAGACUCGCAUCGCGACAGGUCACUGCAUGUAGCUUCUGGAAGAGCCUCGGAGAACCUGGAUGCUGCCCCAUCGCCUGAUCGCGCUGCAGAAGCAGAGAAUCUGGCGUCUUGGCCGCCGGGAUCUGGAGGAGACCCUAAUGCCCGUUGUCUCUCGGGGGCGGCGCUCCGCAGUGCGCCCGAGGGACAGCCUCGCCCCUCGGCUCUGGCGCUUGGAGACAGAGGACAGAAGGCUCCUGGAGGCGAAGGCGCCAGACAGGAAGGCCCGACGAAAGCUGGAGGCUGCGAAUGGAAAAGAAACCUGACUUUCUUCGAUCUGAAACAAGCGUCAGCCGUUGCUGCGGAAGAGGAGGUGAUCUUCUCUCAACACUCGGGUGUCGCUCUGCCAGCCUUCUGGGACAGUUACUACACCUCGCUCCGCGUUACUCGCCAACAUUGUCUCGAGUUUCCUCUCAGAAAGGCCAUUCAGUUCGUUCUUGAUCGGAAGUUUGCGCUUGCGUCGCGGCUACUGACGCCCUUUCCCCAGCUCAGGCCUCUCGUGGUGCUGCUCGCCUGGGGCGCCUUCGCUGGACGCAUGCAUUUGCGGCAGCGCCUCCUAGACUGCGUCUGGCGCAAGGAAGAUCAGGAGCCAGAGCGCCUCGCUGCAUUUGUCUCUGCGGGAGAAAACGACUUCUUCCUGAACGCCGACAACGAAAGGAGUGCCCGCCCAGAGAAGCCCGGCUCGGCCGUCGGAUCUCCGAACUUCCGGUGUUCUGUUGAGAAAGGGAGAGAGGUGAAGCAAACAAAAGGAGCUGGGAAAGCAGAGGAGGAAGAUGACGAAGAUGAAGAAGGGAAGGAGAGUGUCUGGGAGGCGAGACCGCGGUGGAGGACGACAGACGGCGACGUCAGGGUGCGGGAGCAUUUGGAGGUCCUCGACUACAAGAUGAUGGCUAGCUGGUGGCUAGCUCAUGUGCUGCUCGCCUAUGGUGAGGGGUCUGUGUCUCAGAGUGCGUCGGGCUCGCGGGUGGCUUCUGGUGUUCCUUCCUCGGGGGCAGGCGUUUUCGCGAGCUUUGAUAGCCAGAAGUCUUCACGCUUCCGGCGGCUCUCGUCUCUCAAGGCGGCAUGCGCGGAAAAGUACUUGCGUAGCAUUGCAGAGCUGCCUCACGCGCCUUCUUCCAUCCCCGCGCGUCUUCUCGGCGAAGACGCUGCUCUCGCCUCGCGGCUGACGACGGGAUGGACUCUCAACAGCCUGCGCAGUGUCCCGGCGCGCGAGAGAGGAGACCCUGCAGCUUUGUCGUCUCUCGCUCCAGAUCACAGUGGAAGCGACGGUCAGCACAGAGAGGACGAAGGACGGGCCGAAGGCCUCCCUGAAGAGGUGUACACGAGGAGCGACAGCGGCGCCGAAGAAGCGAAUCGAGGAGCGACCGAAGCAGAGCGUGACGGGGGUGGAAGGCACACGUGGAGUGAGUCGAGGAAGCCAGGGCGUCGACAAGCGACAAGCACAGACGGACAAGAAGGCGACAGGGAGCUCCGUCUGCGUGCAGGGACGCCGGCAGCUAUCGAAGGCGACGAUGUGGAAGGGCGGCAUGGGAGAGAUGAAGAGGGGAGUCUCCACGUUUGUACCGCCGAGACGUAUCACGUGGAAAUCCAAGAAGGAGACAAACUGGAGUGUCUAGCUGCGGAAGUCUUCGACGAACUUCAGAGACACUCGAUUCUCUAUGUGCUUCGAGCGCGGCGAUGCCUUCCAAUGAUUUCGGCUGCGACCUUCUUCGCUGGGCUUCGUGCCUUACCGCCGACGGAGAGGCGCGCGACGACCCUCGAAAGGACGCACGACGCUGACUUAGCUUACCUCUACUUUGCGCUCCGCGAGGCGAUUCAUUUGGUUGAGUCCUGUUCGGACAACUCAGCUCGCGUCCUCUCUGCUCCUCCGCAUUCGCCGGUACCCGCGGACCUGGGGCUCGCCUUCAGUCGCCCGCCUCAUCAGGCCCCGGCGAACGGCCUGUGUGCUCGUGCGGAUCCGGCGUCGAGGCGACGAUCCUCCCGCUUCGUGCAUGCAGGGAAACGGGAGCAUCGGAGGAACGGUGGGGGUUUCGCCUACGAGGAGGCGAGAGCCAGGGAGUUCUCACGGAGAAGAAGCAGCGGGGACCGAAUUACUCUCCGGAGUCUCUCUCCCGGGCUUGCUGCCCUUCCGGACUCCGACGGCAGAGACAGCGACUACGGAAAGGAACAUAUGGGGGAGAAGAAACCUGUUUUGUCCCCUCGACCGGGAAGCAAGGAAGGACAGAAGAGUUGCGAAGACAGCCGCAGCAACGACCCGACGAGGAGCCGGAGCGCGUCGCCUCCGCAGCGCCCCACCCCACACGCCGACUCCUGCGGGCCUGAGGCAAGGCCCCGGCGUCCCGGCGCGCGCCGGAGACAGGAGACUCGUGCCGCGAAGCCGCCUAGCGAGCUCCUGCGAGGACCCACAGGGCGCUGGAUUUGGGGCCGCCUGGGGCUGCGUGAGGAGGCCGCCGGAGCGCGGUCCGCGUUCGUCUCAGUGCCGAAAUCGCUUCGACAAAGGAGGAGGACGCUCAAAGACAGCGUGCUUCUCCUCGACGACGUUGGAGCCUCAGACCGCUCACCCUUCCUGUCGCCGGCAGUAGAGCGCGGCACCUCCAGCGGAUCCCGGGGACUCGCGGCUCUGACCUCGCCUGGACCGUCGCCGACAGGCGCAACGGGGCCUGGGGGGAGUUCGCUCGCGUGCACGGGGAGCACCGGAUUAAUUGGAGGUUCUCACUCUGAGGGUGUGAAAAUGUCGCCAGACAGGGGCGGUGCCCCAGGCAUUCAUGCGUCAAAUGGCCAGCCUGCCAGUCUUCUCCAGUUUGCCCAGAAACGCCUGGAGGCCUGCCUCACGCGACUCAGCGACUUGAUUGGAUGCGUGCGAAGAAUCUCCUACCGCGUCGUUCUUCUUCUUCACCUCUGCAGUCUGUGCUUCACUGCAGCCACGCGAGGCGAGUUCGCAGACGGCUCAGAAUGCAAGGGUGGAGGAAGAAGAACCUGGGGAGGCUCCUGCGAGAAACAGUUCGUCGUCCCCCCGAACGUCCUCCUCUCUCUCGUCAUGCUGAUUCGGGCCCACCUGGAACGUCUGAGUGCGGAAGUCGGGGAGCAACACGGAGACACCAUUCGCAUCGGUGGAGACUCGAGAACUGUGCGGUCUCAUGGGAGACUCGGAGGCCGCGACUUCCUCCAGUCCUCGAACGAACACAAAAACGGGGUGCUGCUGUUCCUUCGAGCUCUGGAUCUUUUUACGCACGAGCUCCUGGUGCGAGGCCAGUUAUGCCUGCAGCAGUUUUUCGACGGGGCAGCGUUGUGCUCUGUCUCUCUGAACGACUUGCCAGCAAUUCCUGGUGCCUCUGAAACGAGAGACAGCGGUUCACGGCACUGUCAGCCGCUGACGUCUCGCGCCCUCGGCGCGACGCCGUUCCCCGUCUUUCUCCUCAACUGUGUCUCUUCUUGCCCUUCUUCCUCAGAGCGGUUCUCACCCCACCCGGUCUCCCCGCAGAGCAGGGCAGACGCCGGCCUUCGGGAGCGAGAGAGCAGAGGAGACAGUCCACUUUUCUCAGCUUCGUCUGCGUCUCUGCCCUUGCAGAGUUCCUCGCGUCAGCGGAAAGAUGAGGACGAAGGCAAGGGGGUUUCGCCUUCUGUCGUUUUGUGUCCUGACUGGCUGCUCUGGUGUCGCUGCAUCGGUGCGGUGGUGACGCUACCGUCGUCUGCGCUCCCACAACUGGCUUCCGGUGCAGACGCUUCUGUGUCCUUGCCGCGUCGGCUCUCGACUUCCUCCUGCGCAGGAGACGCCUCCAGUGAGGAGGACAGACAUGCGGCGAGUGAGGAGGAAGCGGCGCGCGGGGGGAGGGUAUCCAGGCGACGGGAGGCCGCAGCGGAGGCCCAGAGACGAGAGACGAGUGAGGCCAGAGAGCGAGGAGAAGCUUCGGGGCAACGAACACGACUGGGACGCAGGGGUACAAGAGGGGGAAGUCUCCCUAACCACAGCUUGGCCGACCUGAGUCCUGAACAACGAGAAAGAAGUUUUUGCUUAAUGGGGUCAAGAGAAAGAGUUCACUCAGGUACAUCGCUCUCAAGAUUGACAACCCCCUUUCUGUCGAGAGCGACGGGACAAGAGGAGACAAGACUCUCGCUGAAAGCAAAUCCUUUCAUCUUUCACCUCCUCUCCUCGCCGCCGCUCCUGGUUGCCAGGACUCUCCAACUCAACGAUUUCACCUUCUGCGAUCGUCUGAUGCGAUACUUCGACCUGCCGCCGAGCAUCAAAGCGGCAGUCGCUGUCGCACGCGCCUUUGCGCAACUGAGGACUGUUUUGGGUUCCGAGGCAGCACGGAAAAGCGUUGGCGAAAGUGCAAGAGAAAUUCAGACAGACAUUCGUGAGGCAGUAGACAGAACCGUUCGGAACAUGAGCAGAGCCCUCCAGACAACCUCAGAGCUGUCUCCUUCCACCCUGACUCAACCCCUGGACCUCGGCCAGCGCCUGUCUCCGUCGCCGUGGGCCUUUUACCCGAAUUCCCCUCCCUCUUUCGCGACUUGUAUGGGCGCCGAGUCCGGCGCGUCUGUCCCCUUUGCAGCGUCAACAGUCUCUUCGUUUUCACUUUCUCUCCACGACUUCUCCUUCCUGCUUCUCUCUCUGCGACCCCUGCUCCUUCCCCUCUACGCGUACGUCGACGCCGCGGUCUCCUGCGCCCUGUCGCCGCCUUCCUGUCUUCUUCUGCUGAGGAGUGCCCUCGAUGCCCUCGAGGCGGAGCCUGCUGAAGGCGAAGAAGGUCUGUGGAUCUCGCUGGGAUCCGCCGACAUCGAUGAGAAGCAGCGCCAAAGACGCGUCGAGGAGAGGCCUCGGUUGGAGCGUGUUCCACCGGCGUUGGCUGUUUUUUUUCGAACUUUUGUCGACAGACUGUCUGUGCUGUUGGAGGCGAGGAAUCAAACCCCGGCGUCUUGUCGGCCUCUGGCAGGUGUGCUGCUCGACGUCGAGGCGUUGCCGACAGAACCGGCACUCCUUCGCUCGCACCUGUAUUCUCUCCAGAAGCAGAAAACCGCCGUCGCCGCGCUCGUCGAGGCCCUACAGUUCAUCAAGGAGGAGACACAUGCCCUUCGUUCGCUUCACUCUGCCCGCCAGUUCCUCGGCACUGCUGUGAACAUCCUGAGUGCAGAGUCCGGUCCCGAGCGCCGCCCUCCACAGCGGGAAGGCGAGACGGCCGCGCGCGACGCGAAGCGAGGAAAGCUGCCAAGUGCCUCGUCAAAAAAGACAGACUCAGCUGGCCUAGAACCUGUCGCAAAUGGAGACGUCUCUCCGUCUUCUUCAUGUUCGUCGUCUUCUUUAUCUUCUUCGUCUCCCUCUUCACCUUCAGCUUCAUCUCCUGCGUCACCAUCAACUUCGUCUUCCUGUUCGUCUUCGUCUGCUUCGUCUUCGUCUGCUUCGUCUUCGUCUGCUUCGUCUUCGUCUGCUUCUUCGUCCUCCUCGUGUUUAGAUGACGGCGCUCGAGUCUCACAGGCUGCUGCUGGCUCAGCUGCCCAGAGAGGAGGAGGGCAUGCAGCGGCCACUAGUGAGGCGCGAGUGGAGCCUUUGGGGGCUGCAGGUUCCUCGGGAGCCGGAGGAGGUUUUUCGAGUCCUCCAGGAAUUGCGGACGUCUCUCCGACUCGGGGACGGGCGUCUGCCAAGUACCUUCUUCAUUUCCUCGAAUAUCUCAGUCGAAUUGUUCAGCUGACGGAAGCUGCGACUCAGAAGUUUCUGAGGAGGGCGACGAGACCCGCCAACACGGCUCUUCUCCCCGACGCCUGCCGAUGCUGUGGCCUCACAGACGGCUGCUUUUACAAAGCCUGGAAUCGCGCGCCGUCGGUCUCUCCCUGGGUCUGUCGCGUUCUUUCUACGCCUUCUCAUGGACCUUCAUCUAGAGCGGGGGCUUCGCCGCGUCGGCUGCUCCCUUCUGGAACUGCAUGCAGGGGGACACCCGAGAAAGAAUUCCUCUCGCUUUCGGACGAGACGCGUAGUUCGGAGUAUGACCUGUUCGAGGUUCUUUUCGACCAUCCAGAGUCGACCAUAGCGCGCGUCCUUUUCGAGUUGAGAGGCCGCAAGGAGGCUCAGCGUCUUGCCGCUCUCAUGGACGUCGAUCUCGUGAGUGUCUUGGUGCAGGGCGCGACUCCUCUCCAUCGUUUUUUCCUUCAGGGAUUUCUCUCCACUCCGAGCACCUGCUUGGAGGCAGCAAACGAUUUUUCUCCAGGUUCGUGGAACGGCGAAACGCCUCCGGAUUUGCCCUUGAGAUUGGAGGGUCGCGGGGAAGCAGAGCACGGUAACGGGUCUCCUCGAGUUCUGGCGGCUUCAGACACAGAGGCCAGCAGGCUUUCUGAGCCUUCGAGCGUCUCUCUGCCUUCCACGUCGGACCAGUCUCCGGCUCUCGCUCCCUCGUCGGGCCUGUCUCGGAGCCUGGCCACCCACACCACAGCUGGGAGGUCGCAUGCGUCGCGAUCCGCCCACUACGUCCUGUCGAUGCACACGACGCUCUUGCUGGCGGAGCUGGAGCAGCCUCUGAAAAACGCGAAGUCCGCGGACGUCUGUCUCCUCGCGGCUCUCGCCUGUCUCGAGAGACUCACCGAGCGCUGGCCCUCCAGAAGCUUCUACCAAGCCAGCUUGGAAAUCAUCGGAGAUACAGCUUUUCUUCCGCUCCGCCGGUGGAUCGAGGAACGCAUGCGGUACUGGGACGCGAUAUGCGACUCCGCCGCUGGCGCCAGAGACUUGAGGGAGACAGGGCGACAGGGAGACCUCCAAGGAGAAACGAACCGCACGCCGGGGAAACGGGAGACAGACGCAGAGAGCGAGGCGGCAGGGCGGCGGAGCGAAGAGGCCAAACACCGGGUGCCGAACGAAAACAGAGCACGCAGAGACACAGAGGAAUUCGAAACGCUCGGAUAUAUUGAAACUCAAGGAUGGUCACCUGAACAACUCCAAACGCUUCCUCCACAACUCAGGGGGCUUCUCCUCGCUGUGGCAGACGACCUGGAGGCAACCACCGAAGCAUGCGCGCGGCUUCAGGCGACGACCCUCAUGCGCCGCGGCCUCGUUCAGUCUGCCCUGCGGCUUGUUGACCAGACUCUUCCUGCAGGAGAUCCCCUCCAGAAACGCCUUCUCCGACAUCUGCUUCACAGUCACCUUCCCAGAUCACCAGCGCUUCCUUCUUUCCUUUCUUCUUCGUCUCGUUCUCAGUCCUCUUCGUCUCCGCCUGUGUUUUCUCCGGGCCUGCCUGUUUUGGGACACCAUGCUGGCCUGCCGAGUGCAGCCGCUUCCGUCUUCCAUCUGUGUGCAGAAAAGCAAGAAUCCGUUUCCUCGGGAGACACCCCCGAGAGGUUAGACGCGAAGGUUUCCAGAGGCGCUGGGAUGGAGGCACAGACGCAUGACGUCACUGUCUUCCACACCGGUGAGUCUCAAGACUAUCUGCCGUUGCCUGGCUGCAUCGUGAGGGAGGAGGACCCUGUCGCUGCGACAGAGUCUGCUCUGGCACUGUAUUUCUCCUGGGAGGUCCACACGGCUCAAGAAACUCUCACUUGUUGCUUGCACCGUUUGAGAGCCGAGGCAGAGACUCUGCCUGUGACAAGGAAGCGAAAGGGAGUUCGAAAGCCGGCGGCGACCAGCGACGAGCAUGACGCAACGCAGGAGGACUCGCGGGACACCGCCUCUGCAGACAACGAGAUGCACGAGGAAAGAAAGAGUUCGGAGGGUCUUUUCUCUCGCGAGGACAACCGCGACGACGUCGAUGGCAGGCGCGGCAGUGAGGGACAUGGGUGGGAACUGGAGUUUCCAAACGAGUCAGGAAGUCGACUCUCUGGAGGGACAUCUUGCACCGUGGACGACGGAGGAAGCCAGGCCUUCCACGGUAAUGCGCAUCUGGCCUCCCCGGAAGAAAACGUUGGCACUGAAAAUGGCAUCGACGGAAACUCCUCGUCUGCCGUAGGCUUUUCGCCGGUGACCGCUCGGCUUGAAGGGCAGGGCGAGGGAGAAUCCGCCGUGUAUGAAGACCGGAAGUUGACGAGUCGCCGAAGAAGAACCGAGCAACUGAUUUCGAAGGUGCAACAAGUUCUGCAGCAAAUCGACGCCUACCGACAGGCUGUCGAGGUCUGUGGAGACCAGUGGCGCGUCUGGCAGGACGUAGGAAAUAUGUGCCGAUCCCCUCAAGGAGUUGCAGAAGUCAUUCGUGUUCUUCUUCAGCACAACGGCCAUGGCCUCGCCCGUACCGUUGCAGAGCUGUUCACUCCCCUGGAUCCCUCGUUGUUGGCGUCGAUUCACUUGUCCUACCUACUGCACGUCUUCACCGAAUGCGACGACCAGACGACGGCGGUGAACACUCUCCUUUCACACCCUCCGAGGGAAGCCGUGGGGUUUGCAUUCAAGCUCCUCCGUUUCUCCAACAAGAUUUCAGAUCGUCUCCUUCUCUGCUCCGUUUUACUUUCUCACCUCGACCUGGGACUGACGGAGAAAGAACGCGAAGAGGCUCUCACGCUGACAGCCUCCCUCCAGCUUCUACAGGCCGUCUUAAGCCGCGUGGAGCCCCACCAUGAACGCGUGCUUCUCCAACCUCGGCUUAUAGUCGAGUCGCUCCUGAUGAACGCAAGAUGUGAUGUCCUCGUGCCCUUCUUCCAGUCGUGGCCGGACCUGCGGGACGAUGGCCUCAUCGUUACUUACGCCAGAAAGGCCCUGUGUCUCCACCCACCUGCCUGCCCGACCCCAGAGUCUCCUUGCUGCACGUCCGGUAUGGCGGGUGUGUCUCCGUUUUUCGCGCAGACUCGCGGGCUGGAAGUCGGAGACAACGUGGAAGAAGGAGAAAAGAAAAAGCUUGCGAGAGUCAUCUGGGAGCCAGAACGAGGGACCCUUCACAUGAGUAGCUCUGACAGAAAUGGAAAAAAAGGCUCUCGUGCGCGAGGAACCGAGUCAGAAGGCGAAGAGAUCCUGAGCGCUGCCGCGGCUCCGAGACGAAGCGCCAGUCUUUCUCAGGACUCUCAGACCUCUUUUGGGGAGACGGUCUCGGCGCCUGUGUCUCUCCUGCCGGGCAGCUCGAGGCCGUUGUCUCCUGCGAGUGUGUCCGCAGAUUCGAAGCUCGCUGAGAGCCCGGACCAACGGGGCAGAGACCUUCCGCCUUUCCGCUCUCCGGGGAUAGGUGGAAAGUGGAGUCUGACGGGAGACAGUUCGCGUGAUGAGGCGAUUCGCAGGGCCCACUCCUUCGGACCUGUCCCGUGUCUGGGGACUGCCCUUCAGUUGCUCGACCUCUGCAACGCCCACUCUGUCGUGAAUGCGGAAGCUUGUCUCCAGAUCUGUGAUGACCUGUCUCUUCGCCUCUACGCUUCUGUCCCCGUCCACCCUGUUGCAUCUCACCAGGUGCCUAUCGCGCACCUGCCUUCCGAUGCGGCGCCUCUGCGAGGACUCGCUCCGGACCUGCCUCAAGGUUCUCGCGGCGAAGGCAGAGGAGUCGAGACAGGAGGAAAACGCCCACUGUCACCCCACCUCUCGUCGCUGGGGGCGGCACCUACGCUCUCUUCUACGGGGCCUGAGCCGCAGGGCAGAGAGGGCGAGUGCGCGGAUUGGCAGUGCGAGAAAUAUGGUGGCGAAAAAGAAGAGGGGCGGCGAAACGGAAAUCGAGGAGAGCCCCGCGAGGGCCAGGAUCGAGGAAUUCAACGGAGUGUGGGGUCUGGAAUCGGUGGAUCCUCGCAGGGAGGCCAGGCGCGGGAAGAGAGCGGAGAACGGAGACAGGAGACGAACGGCGUCCCUCACUCACUGGUGGUCCCCACAGUGUGUAGAGAACCUUCUCCCGGCGAGGGCCUCGGCGUCGUGAAAUGUGGAGGGACGUCCAGUCCCACCCCUGCAUGUGGCGUCCCUGGAGACAGAUCGAACGUGACCCCCCAAGGAUAUUCGCAGCUCGCAUCGCCCGUUGCAGGCAAGCCGACAGGGUCGCAUUUUUUCUCGCCCUUCAACUGCUUCGGCGCCGUCAGUCCCUCGCGGUCAACUUUCAAAGAAGUCCAGUCCUACGCCCAGCGCUCCCGCACGGUGCGUUGCGUCUCCUUUCUCCCCGGGUGUCUCCUCCGGCCUACCGUGGACCUGCCGAACUUCCCCGGCUCCUCGCGUUCGAUGCCGCUCCCGGAAACCCCCAGAGGCCGCGAAGUCCCGACGGUGAAGCACCACUCCGGACCGACCCCACAGGGUCCCGUCGCCGUGGCGGCCCGUGCUGCGGGCGACGCUAAACGAAAUCGCAUCGUCUCGAGCAACCUCGGUUCGCACUUCUCUUCCGUUUCCUCUUUCCGCUCCGGAGGUGCGGGGGUCUCUCAGCUCGUCUCGCUGAUUCUCCGCCUUCUCCACUUUUGCCGCCUCAAAUUCGCCCAUGCAGUCCCCGCCGUCACGGCGCCGGUUCUCCUGGGCCAAGAACUUCUGCCCUUCCUCGUGCGCCUGCGCGAACGCACAGGCCGUGAAUUUUCGCUACUCAGUUUGAUGCUCCUCGACAAAGGCAAGCAUCUCCGAGACUCGCUGAUCCGAGCAGAUCAGCUCGGCCUCGCCAACGACCUCUGCCUCUGCUACGAGCGCGCGGCGACCUCUCUGAGGGACGCGGCCGUGGCGCAGGUCCUCGCCGCCCUACGGCUGCCGCGAAAGCGCACCGCCGCGGAGAGCGAUGCCGCAGAAACGGAGACAGGAGCCGCCUCGGACCGCCAGCGCCUGUCCACGCUGCAGGGCGAAGAUCUCGUGACGCGGUUUUCCGAAUCCGUCGGGUCGGCGCUCGCGGGAGCAGGUGAAGGGAUCCAAGAGAGAGGAAGGGAGAGGGCGCGAGGCGGAGAGAUACAGAACGAAUCCGGCGGUGUGGGUGCGAGCAGCAGUGAUGGCGCCACUCGGCUCUGCUCGUCGGUUGCAGUGGGGCGUUCUCGUGGCACGACUGGCCCCCGUCCUCCCGAUAAACCACAGCGCGGCUCGAUCGCGCGCCUCGAGUCCCCCCCUGCGCCCGCGGUCUCGUCUCGGUUGUCUCUCACGGCGGCGCACACGGGCAUCGGCCCCGAUUUCCCUUCGCCUGCGUCUGAGUCGUCACUCCUUUCCAGAUGCUUCGCAAACGCGACGAGCGUCUUGCGAGCCUACCCCAUCGGCGAGGUGCGCUCCGUGGCUCUGCUCUGCCUUGGAGACUACACGCGGGCCGCCGAGGAAAUGCAGGAGGCCCUCGCGACGAACCAGAUCCAACUGGACAUUCACCGCGAGCUCCAGUGGAUCCAGCAGUUCUCCACCUUCCUCAGUACGUGCGAUGCGGAUGCCCUCAGCGAACGCCUGAGCAGGCCAAUUUCCUUGGGCUUCCUCCCCAGCCUCCUGCCCCGUCCGUCGCCUACCGCGAACCUGAGAGCCUCCUCGCCGAGGUCCGCGUCGCCUGCGGGAUUCCUCGGGGGUUCUGGAGCUGGUGGCGCGGCCUCGCCUGGGGGCGAACCGAAGGCAGAGGGUGUCGAGAAAUUGGCAGGAGAGACGGGCGAUAAGACAUCCGGAGAUUCUAGAAAGCAACAGUUGUCUGAAGGAAAGCACGUGUCUUCCCGAGGGGCACCGCGAGUCCUGCCGGCACUGCCCUCGCGGGCCGGCACGAAGGACUUGGACUUGGGGCCAUUUGGCUCCGACGUCGCGAAGAUACAAACCAAGCGAGAAGAGGAAGAAGGCUUCCUGCUCUACCAGACCGCCUCGCGGGCAUGGCGUGCUCGGGCAACCCUUAGGAGGCCCUGCGUCUCCAAGUCGAACAGGAAAGCGACGGAGGCGGAGACACCGAAGAGCCGUGAGGGGCGUGUGGUUGGUGCUGUCCCGCCGUGUGUCUCUCGGGGCCUUCAGGACAGGGAACAUAACGCGGAAGUGAAUGCGAAGGCAGAAAGGCAGAAAGGAGACGUCUUCAUGGGGACAACAGAAAACCGUAAGACUCCUCGGAAAGGCCUUGAUAGCGAGUCGUUGAAGGGUCAUGGAACCUUGUUUUCGGCAACACAAACGCGCGAACGAGGUGCGUGGCAAGCCGUGAAAACAACAAGUUGGAUAAAUCAAUUGGCUGCGCUCAAACGCCGCUGGACGGAUGCUGAAGGCGUUUCUUUCAACCGGCUAUCCGCGCUCCUCGCCUGCGAACAGAACGCCCCAGACGAAGUAAACAGUUCCAUCCCCGAACGCCCUCAUGACCUGGCCACGGGUUCCCAAACAGAGGGUCGCAAUCCCACGGCUGCGGCCAAGAACGCCCCUCAGCCUCUGUCGACGUCUCCGUGUGUCUCUGUGUCUCCGAAGGUCGCUUCGACUCUCCCCACAGCGCCUUCGAACUCUGUUCUAGUGCCGCAAGACACGGGAGAGGUGAAGCGUCUGCGCUGUUCAGCUGGAGACCGCGUUCCACAGAACCGGAAGGAGCCUCGGUCGUCUUCGCGUUUUCCUUCUUCGGCUGUUGCUUCUUCUGGAAGCCUGCCGUCCGCGGGCGGCCCAGCAAAGGGACAUUUCGAGGCCCCCGGGUCAGGCCGCGGCCACGGGGGGACUGGAGCCCCAGAGGCACGCAAGCAGGUGCAGCUUUCGGCGCGGACUUUGGCUGCUCUCGAGGCCGGAAUCAAACACAGUCCUCUUUUUUCUCUCGCGACUCUCCAGGAGUUUUGCAGGCGUAUCUCCGCCGACCUUCUUCACCGUCGUCUCUACGGCUUGCCGCCACGCGUCCCAAGCCUCACAUCCCUUUCCUGCCUCGACUCGCUGUCUCCAACUGUCUCCGCUGAGUGGAACCCCUCGCGCGUACCGGAAGCGCCACCCCACACACAUGCAGGCUCCGGCCAAACACUCGAUCCGGACACCAGGGUGGCUCGUCCCGCAGUGUCGGCCGCGAAAGGAGGCUUCGAUCACUCUGACGAGAAACGAGGAAAGAGAUUCACCCCCCGAGACCAGCUGGGGUCUGCUGCGGCCCUAAGCGAGAAGAAGCGACAAGCACCCUCGCGCUUUGCGGGGCAUGCUGUCUCAGAGGGUGGCUGGCCUUCCUCUAGCAGGCUGCGGUUCGUAGAGCCGCACGGGGUAGCCUCAACUGCUCAGCUUCCUGUGUGGCGCCGCGUCUCUACCCAGUCCCUCCGGCUUCUCCUCCCGCCUGUGGCCGGGCCUUUCCUUCAGGCCUUUCCGACCCUCGCCCCUGUCUCCGCCACGGAGCCCAGGCGCCGAAGUCUCGAGGCACUCGCGCGCCUUCCCUCUGUGGCCCGAUUUGUCGUGCAAGAUUCCACACACGGCGUCUCCAUGAGGGAGAAGGCAGGUGUCCCUUCGUCUCCUGUUGUGGAGACACCUGCCUUGCCUUCGGAGCCGCCCGCACUGGGCGAGGAGACAGUCCCGAGCGUCUCCGCGCCGAUGCCUCACCUCACCAGGUGCCUGAGCCGGGAGGAGCCUCGCGUCGCCCUUGCUGCCGGUGUCUCCUCGUCUCCAGUGGAGCCCAGUGUCUCCGGGCUCCACGCUGGCGGAGACAGACCCGUAGCUUCGCCGCAACUCGCGGCCUGGGUCCCCCCUCAUGGCGACGCAGCCACACCGUCAGUCCCCUCCGUUUCGUCUUCGCAUGCAGAAGAAGUCCCUGAACUGCAGGACAAGGGAAGAGUGGAGGGCCCAGGCGGGGAGGUGUCAGAACGGGAAGGUGGAGAAGCAGUUUCACAGACCCCACCCGAGAGCAUCUCUGCCGAAGGCGCCUUUGAGGAAGCAUCUCGUUGGCGAGGCUUCGCCGAAGUGGCCGAGCCUGGUGCCAUUGCCUCAGGCGACGCGAAGAGGCCGGAGACUGGAGACCCCUCGCCGGAGUUGGAGCCCAAAGCCGGGGGUGUCUCCUCGGCGCCCGGGGCGGCUGCCGACAUCUGGGGAGACAUCAACACCCUGCCAGAAGUCGCUUCAAAGAUCCUGGCGACUUACCUCUUCAAGUGGAAUGCACAGGCCCUCGGGGGGCGCCCGCCGUCUCCUGCUCUGCUGGCUCUUCGUCACCAGGUCUCUGUGUUUGGGCGGACACGGCCGCGGGCGCGGGUCGGAGACAGUCUCCUUUCCGACAGCGGACUCGAUCGCCGGGCGGUGGGAGCGUUCCAGGAGACAUCCGCGGCGUUCCAGCGCCAUUUCGCGGGCACCCAUAGUGGAGUUGCCUCGUUGCCACAAUUUGAGAAACGAGAUCUCUGGGAGUGUGUGAGAGGCACCUCGAUGCUGCUAGAUCAAGAUCGAUGUCCUCCCUCCGGUCGCUCUCCGUGGGCGUCGAUGCCUCCUUCCGCCCCACAAGGAGACCGUUGGGAGCAUGCGGAGACCGGUGGCUCGCACAUGGGGUCCCUAACGUUCUGGCCUUCGAGCUUGUCGCUCACCCUCGACGUUGGGACAGAGGCGGCAGACGAGGAAGCGGUCUCUUCGGGCUUCACUUCCAGCGAGGCGCAGACAGAGGUUGAUCUGCUUUCUCGCGAGAGGAGCCGAGAGCGCAGACUUAUGGUCCGAGGUUGUUUUACGAUUGGAGAGAGGAUUCGAACGUUCUGUUCCUUCUCCAUCACUGAAUCGCUGCCUACGUGCGUCGAUAUCAUUAAGGGGCAGAACGGCGGAGAUUAUCGACUCCCGGUCCGAGGCAAGACGGAUUAUCCAGAAAUCAAAAGAAACCUCCUUUACUACCACGAGCGCUACGGCGCCCUGCGGUCUGUCGUUCACCUUCUUCUGGGGUGCGGCGACUAUCCUCGGGCUUUGCAGAGGCUUCUCGCGACUCCAGGCAUUUCUUCUUCCUCUUCUCCCUCUCUCUCACUUCCUUCUGCUACACUCUCUGGACGAAGCUGCAUGCAGCCGCGCCCUGUGAAGACGAAGUCUGCCCCGCGCUCUUCAAUGUCGCGAACGCCUUCUGGGGGCCUCCCCCCAUGCAGACCCGCAGGGCGAGGGAGCUCUCCUUCUUCGCUUCCCCUCGCGUCUACGGGAUCUCCAGUGUCUCUGCUGAAGGCCGUGUGCGACCGUGUGUUUGGCGCCGCAGCGCCUCUCGGUCUCCCAGCAGCAGGCAAGACUGCGAGUUGUUCAAUCACCUUCGGACCCCUCGCGGCCGCCGACAUGCUGAUCGCGAGUUUCGUCUCCAACUGCGUGGCUCUAGAGAAAUUGCCCCAAGUCGUGCGGCAUUUGGCCGUCUCUGGGAUGGGCGGAAACGGCGAGGCAUUCAUCAAGGCCGUCAAACUUUGCCUUCGCGAACGGCGGGCUCUUCACACGCUCUACGCCAUGCAUAUGCUAACGCACGACUUCCUGAACGCGGGACUUCUUUCAGUCCUUCUCUCGCUGGCAGCCAGUUCUGGGCGUUCCUCGCUCCUCUCUGUCUCCGCCGGGGGGUGGGGAUCUGCGCGCUGUUCGCGCUCUCCGCCGGAACCAGCGUCUGGCAGCUGGGGCGCUACAGCCCAGUCCGGUCGGAACUUGGAGACAGAGUCUUCGAGGCGCGAACCUGGAGACGCAGGCCUCGAAGCCGUCACGACAGCCGCGGGGCGUCCGCCGCCGUGCUGGGACCGACAAAUUGGUUUUUUAGAGGAAGGAAUCAAAUUGCUUGGAGGCGUCUUGGCAGACCUCAGGAGGCGGCGCAGAUCGCCAAAUUCGUCAUCUGCAGCUCGAGAUGCAUCCCGGUCCGGUCGCGCCAACCAACUCCGGGCAGCGCUUCAUCACGGCUCACAGGGGUCAACUGCUUCCUCUCUGCUCGUUCGCAAGGCCGCUCGACUCUCCUCAAGAGACACUCCUUCUCUUUCUUCCUCAGGAGUCCCUUCUGCCUUUUCUUCCUUUUCUUCUUCCUUUUCUGCGUCCCCUCCUGGACCUUCUUCUGCGGCGUCCGCCUCGUCUUUGCCGGCAUCUGGGGGAUCUCUCGCGCCGUUUGGAUCUGCGAGUUUGCCUGCCUCCGUCCCCGUUCGCGUAAUGUCUCCAUCGGCGGUGUCGGGGCGCGACGGCCCAGUCGCGCGCGCCGAGCGGCUCUGCGAGCCUGCAGAGGAGCCUUCAGAGCGGACCCCCCUGCAGGCCUCCCCGGGCGUCGUUCAAGGUUCGCGGCCGAGGAACUCUGAGAGCGAUGAAGCUGGCGCUUGUCACCAGGUCUCCCAGGAGCGCGAAAUCUCAGAGGAGUUCAGCAGACAGAUGGUCACGAAACACCGGGACCUCUCAGGUGGAAACGCGCUCCAUUGCGACGCUGUGGCGGGGGGUCCGAAGCUCCCGGGCAGCCAGCCUGCUGGGCGAGGAGACACUGGAGAGACAGAGGAGCGGACGCUCAGAGAGAAAACCGACUCGGGAGGAAAGAGCGAUAAACUGGAGCUGGCGGGCGCCGUCGCUUCUCAGUGCGAACUUCUGGACCUAUGCGAUCAAAGAGAUCUCUGCAUAGACGAGGUCGACGAAGAGGCCUUGGUCGUCCUGCUGGAGCUCCUCGCUCUGCAAUUGGAGUGUCUCCAAGCAUUCCCCUCGCUGCCGCCUUCACUGUCCCUCCUCACCCCGCAGCAGGAAGCGCGCGUGCGGCUGUGUGCCUGCCUUCUUUUCUAUGGAAAGUUCGACUGGGCCCUGCGGGCAAUCCGCCUCUGUCGCCUCAACCAAGUGGAGGUUUUCCUCCAAGCUGCGACUCUCAUUGCCAGCAAAACCAUCAAAAUCUCACGAACUCACGAGUUUCUCUCUCGCGUGACGCCUUACCUGAACGCGGACGACAUGGACAUGCUCGCUUCGAGUGUGUUGAAUGUUUGGGUCGUCGAGCACCGGGAAGACGCUGGGCAGUGCCAGCAAGGAGCGUUUUUGGUGUCUUUCAUUUCCUCUGCGUUCCGCCGUUUUGAGGCUCACCUUCUCCUCGCCUCUGUCGCCCCGUCAGCUCCCCAGAGAGAAGAGGCGUCCCUCACAUCCAGUGUCUUCUUCUCCGCAGAGCGCGACUCUCGGCCGAACAGCGCCGCGCACGCAGAACUGCAUGCAGCGAGUCUGGGCCCUGGGGGCUCUCGGAAACCGACGCCUUCGUUCCCGGCGUCUUCUCAGAAUCCAGGAGGCAGCGCAGAGAGAGCUGCUCGCGCUUUUGCUCCGUCCUUCUCUUGCGUCGGUGCUUCCUUUGCUCACCAGCAACUCCAGCAGUGCAUGCAACUUGCCGCGCGUCUGGAUGCGCCAGAACUCCUCGACGUCUGUCUCCUCACCGCCCAGAAACAGGGCGAGUCUCAGCUCGUCCAGCAAAUCCAAGGCCUUCUCAACCAGAAGCAGGCCAAGGCGAAAAACAAAUCUUGA